Messenger RNA from Orycteropus afer afer, 2811 nucleotides. RefSeq names its product phospholipid phosphatase 3 (gene PLPP3). Lineage: Eukaryota; Metazoa; Chordata; Mammalia; Tubulidentata; Orycteropodidae. Gene Ontology annotation, molecular function: phosphatidate phosphatase activity. The record is from RefSeq and is a predicted model, not a curated record. Gene Ontology annotation, biological process: phospholipid dephosphorylation; canonical Wnt signaling pathway; phospholipid metabolic process.
AGCGACCCGGGCGUGUGAGCCUGCGGCUGCUGUCGCAGGACGUCUUAGCCCGGCAGGGUGCUCGCGCCGUAGCCAGAGCCAUGCAAAGCUACAAGUACGACAAGGCGAUCGCUCCUGAGAGCAAGAACGGCGGCAGCCCAGCCCUCAACAACAACCCGAGGAGGAGCGGCAGCAAGCGGGUGCUACUUAUCUUCCUGGACCUCUUCUGCCUCUUCAUGGCGGGCCUGCCCUUCCUCAUCAUCGAGUCAAGCACCAUCAAACCUUACCAUCGAGGGUUUUACUGCAAUGAUGAGAGCAUCAAGUACCCGCCGAAAACUGGAGAGACGAUAAAUGAUGCUGUACUCUGUGCUGUGGGGAUCGUCAUUGCCAUCCUCGCGAUCAUCACAGGGGAAUUCUACCGGAUAUAUUACCUAAAGGAGAAGUCCCAGUCAACAGUUCAGAAUCCCUACGUGGCAGCACUCUAUAGACAAGUGGGUUGCUUCCUCUUUGGCUGUGCCAUCAGCCAGUCCUUCACAGACAUUGCCAAAGUAUCCAUAGGGCGCCUUCGUCCUCACUUCUUGAGUGUCUGUGACCCAGAUUUCAGCCAGAUCAACUGCUCGCAGGGCUACAUUGAGAACUACAGAUGCAGAGGAGAUGACAGCAAAAUCCAGGAAGCCAGGAAGUCCUUCUUCUCUGGCCAUGCCUCCUUCUCCAUGUACACCAUGCUGUAUUUGGUGCUGUACCUGCAGGCUCGCUUCACUUGGCGAGGCGCCCGCCUGCUCCGGCCCCUCCUGCAGUUCACGCUGAUCAUGAUGGCCUUCUACACGGGACUGUCACGAGUCUCUGACCACAAGCACCAUCCCAGUGAUGUCCUCGCAGGAUUUGCUCAAGGAGCCCUGGUGGCCUGCUGCAUAGUUUUCUUCGUGUCUGACCUCUUCAAGAGCAAGACGACCCUCUCCCUGCCUGCCCCUGCUAUCAGGAAGGAAAUCCUCUCACCUGUGGAUAUUAUUGACAGGAACAAUCACCACAACAUGGUGUAGGUGUCACCCACCUCUUGAGCUGUUUUUGUAAAAUGACUGCUGACAGCAAUUUCUUGCUGCUCUCCAAUCUCAUCAGACAGUAGAAUGUAGGGAAAAAAACUUUUUUGCCUGACUGAUUUGAAAAAGAAAAAAGUGUCUUACUUUGUGGCCUUCCAAAAUAGGUAGUGUUCACCUAUGUGGAAACAACAGCAAACUAACACCAAGUGCCGGAAUCCUGGAUGUGCAAUUGGUUUAAGUGUUCAUGUUCUAGUGAACACGGGCUUGUUCUGGAACAAACACUAAAAUGAUUUGUGUAGAAUCUGUUAGUCACCUUUGUGACCUGAGGAAUCCCAGGCCUGUCACAAAAGCACAAAUUGACAUUGUAGCACACGAUGCCAUAAAUAGCACUGAGUCAAGAAAAUACCUAUUGCAGGGGCUUCCCUCCUGCGUCUCUCUGCUCACCCCACUCUAUUCUUUACUGUGACUUUGGUUCAAAAAGUUCAUUUUGUUUUUUUUAGGUAAAAGGAAAGAGCAAGCUUGCUCAGUCACAUGAUCCCAAAUCCAAAUCCCCAGUCCUGAGGCCUUAUCACUUCCCUGGCCCACAGGCCAGUAACCACAGUCCCUCACAUUAGUGAUUAGGAGACUCUUUGUGGAUGAGUGAACUUCACAAAUAGCACAAUUUCAGAAGCUGUCGAGGGUGCACACCCUCCUUUGUCUUCUGUUGACGCUUCAGCCUGUGAUGAUGAAAUGAUCAUUGCAGGAUGCUGAUGUUGUGUACCCCAAUCACCAGGCACUUGCACACUCUUAGAAAUGGUUAGAUGUUGGUGACUGCCUUCUCCCUUGAAAUCCUUGCUGUGUACCUAUCGGGAUUUCCUGUGAGGGUGGAGAUGAGCAAUGGUGUCGUCUGCCACUGGCUAAGAGGAAGCGGCCUUCCAUACAAGAGAUGGGGGAGUGCAGGGGGCAGAAUGAAAAAUGAACCAACCUUUUGGCUGCUCAAAGUCAGAAGGAGCCAGAGUAACAGACGACUCAUACCUGCAAGGCUGCCCUUCAAGAUAACGGAGCUGAUGGGAGUCCUUGUAGGAGUUACUCUUGCUAAACUGUGUAAAGCACUAUUGUCUUGGGGUUGAUCUCUAGGGCAGUUCUUGGUAGGUUCUGCUGGGCAGAACAUGUGGGUUAAAUCUCCGUAGAGAGUUUUCCUCAUCCUCUAUCCCUAAGUCCUUUCAAGCAAGGUCUCACUCUAGGCAGUACACAGGAACUCCUGCUACUGAACCUUUGAGGAAAGGAGGAAGGAAGAAAUGCUUCUAGAUCUUGGAUGCAAACCUUUCAAAGGGCUAAAUGUAACCAUAUGCAUCAACCACAUGCACAUCCGUCCUUUCAUUUCAACUAUAGCAAGCUAUGAUUUUUAUAUAUAAAUAUUAUAUAAAUAAUGUAUAAAACAUUAAAAGUUAACUAUGUAAAAUAUUAUUUCUGAAACAAUUUUAGCUAUAUCCACUAUGAUUAUAAACUGUGUCUCGACCUGUGUUAUUUACAUUAGCUGCUUAAAAAAGCAUUGAGUUAAUUUUUUUUUAAUAUCAACUAAAAUAUCGUAGUUCUGUGGUAGACAUUGUUUUACAAUGAAAGAAAUAACUGCAACUAGAGAAAACUGUAUAAAAACAUUAAAUUGUCAGUAUUUUUGUAAGGUUCCAUUUUGUAAAGAGAAUAAUAUUCAAAGACUUUUGUAGAAUACAAAGUGAAAACUUGUAUCUGCGAAACUAUACUUGUAUUAAAUGUGCUUUUGAAAUAAAAGCUCAUAACACAACUAAUUAAGAAAUUG